GGAGGGAGGAACAGGGGGGAAAAGUGCUCGGCGCCCAAGGCGAGCCCCGCACUCUCCGUCCCCGCGGCUGGCGCAGGACCUCACUCGAGCGGAGCGCCCACGGGGAGCGGGUCGCGGGGCGGCGGCGGCGAGGAGGAGGCGAGAAGGAGUUGGAGGAGGAGGAGGAGGAGGCGAGGGCCAGCGAGCCGAGCGGGGUCCCGGCCGCCCCGCGGGCCAAAGUCGAGCCCUCCCGCCCGUGGGCGAGCGCGCCAGCCGCCCCUUCCAGAACAGCCGCCGCCACAAAGAAGAACGGGGGGUGCCGAGGUCCCCAUGACCUCCUAAGCGGUGCGGUCCCCGCUGAGCGCGCUGCCCGGGCCGUGCCCCGCGCCCCCGUGCGUCCCCGCGCGCCACCGAGCGCCCCUGUGCGCCCCGGCCCGCGCCCCGCCGGCAUGGACGUCCAUACCCGCUGGAAAGCGCGCAGCCCGCUCCGCCCGGGCUCCCCGUUGCUGCCCCUUCCGCUGCUGCUGCUGCUGCUGCUGCUGUGGGCGCCGCCUCCGAGCCGCGCAGCUCAGCCAGCAGACCUCCUGAAGGUUCUAGAUUUUCACAACUUGCCCGAUGGAAUAACAAAGACCACAGGCUUUUGUGCCAGACGGCGAUCUUCCAAAAGCCCGGACGUCGCUUACAGAGUCACCAAAGACGCGCAGCUCAGCGCGCCCACCAAGCAGCUGUACCCCGCGUCUGCAUUUCCCGAGGACUUCUCCAUCCUAACCACUGUGAAAGCCAAGAAAGGCAGCCAGGCCUUCCUGGUCUCCAUCUACAAUGAGCAGGGCAUCCAGCAGAUUGGCCUGGAGAUGGGACGCUCUCCUGUCUUCCUCUACGAGGACCACACGGGGAAGCCUGGGCCAGAAGACUACCCCCUCUUCCGGGGCAUCAACCUGUCGGAUGGCAAGUGGCACAGAAUCGCUCUCAGCGUCCACAAGAAAAAUGUCACCUUGAUCCUCGACUGUAGAAAGAAGACCACGAAAUUCCUCGACCGCAGCAACCACCCCGUGAUCGACGUCAACGGCAUCAUCGUGUUUGGCACGCGGAUCCUGGACGAGGAGGUGUUCGAGGGUGACAUCCAGCAGCUGCUCUUUGUCUCGGACCACCGGGCAGCUUACGAUUACUGCGAGCACUACAGCCCUGACUGUGACACCGCGGUGCCGGACACCCCACAGUCGCAGGACCCCAAUCCAGAUGAAUAUUACACGGAAGGAGACGGUGAGGGGGAGACCUAUUACUACGAAUACCCCUACUACGAAGACCCCGAAGACCUAGGGAAGGAGCCCCCCCCCAGCAAGAAGCCCGUGGAAGCUGCCAGAGAGACCACAGAGGUCCCCGAGGAGCUGACCCCGACCCCCACAGAAGCUGCUCCCCUGCCUGAAACCAGUGAAGGGGCUGGGAAGGAAGAGGACCCCGGCAUUGGGGACUAUGACUACGUGCCCAGCGAGGACUACUACACGCCCUCGCCUUACGACGACCUCACCUACGGCGAGGGCGAGAACCCUGACCAGCCCACAGACCCGGGUGCCGGGGCCGAGAUUCCCACCAGCACCACCGACACCUCCAACUCCUCCAACCCAGCUCCGCCUCUGGGAGAAGGUGCAGAUGACUUGGAGGGGGAGUUCACCGAGGAAACGAUCAGGAACCUUGAUGAAAACUACUACGACCCCUACUAUGACCCCACCAACUCCCCGUCGGAGAUCGGGCCGGGAAUGCCGGCGAACCAGGAUACCAUCUAUGAAGGGAUUGGAGGACCUCGGGGCGAGAAAGGCCAAAAGGGAGAACCAGCCAUCAUUGAGCCGGGCAUGCUGAUCGAGGGUCCGCCCGGCCCGGAAGGCCCCGCGGGUCUUCCCGGACCACCAGGAACCAUGGGUCCCACUGGCCAAGUCGGGGACCCUGGAGAAAGGGGCCCCCCUGGACGCCCAGGCCUUCCUGGGGCCGAUGGCCUCCCCGGCCCUCCGGGGACUAUGCUCAUGCUGCCUUUCCGGUUUGGAGGUGGCGGCGACGCAGGCUCCAAAGGCCCCAUGGUCUCAGCCCAGGAGUCCCAGGCGCAGGCCAUUCUACAGCAGGCCAGGUUGGCACUGAGGGGACCAGCCGGCCCGAUGGGUCUCACAGGGAGACCCGGCCCCGUGGGUCCCCCUGGGAGUGGAGGUCUGAAGGGCGAGCCAGGAGACGUGGGGCCUCAGGGUCCUCGAGGUGUCCAAGGCCCACCUGGUCCUGCCGGGAAGCCCGGAAGACGGGGUCGGGCUGGGAGUGACGGAGCCAGAGGAAUGCCUGGACAAACUGGCCCCAAGGGUGACCGGGGUUUCGACGGCCUGGCCGGGUUGCCAGGUGAGAAGGGCCACAGGGGUGACCCUGGUCCUUCCGGCCCACCAGGACCUCCAGGAGACGACGGAGAGAGGGGUGAUGAUGGAGAAGUCGGGCCCAGGGGGCUGCCUGGGGAGCCCGGGCCACGUGGUCUGCUUGGGCCGAAGGGGCCCCCGGGCCCUCCCGGACCUCCCGGUGUAACGGGCAUGGAUGGCCAGCCGGGCCCGAAAGGAAAUGUGGGUCCCCAGGGAGAGCCCGGCCCUCCAGGACAGCAGGGUAAUCCAGGCGCCCAGGUAACCCCCCAGGGUGCUAUCGGUCCUCCAGGAGAAAAGGGUCCCUUGGGUAAACCAGGUCUCCCAGGAAUGCCUGGUGCUGAUGGACCCCCGGGCCACCCUGGCAAAGAAGGCCCUCCAGGAGAGAAAGGAGGUCAGGGUCCCCCUGGCCCCCAGGGUCCGAUCGGCUACCCAGGUCCUCGAGGAGUCAAGGGGGCUGACGGCAUCCGUGGUCUGAAGGGCACGAAGGGCGAGAAGGGUGAAGACGGCUUUCCUGGGUUUAAAGGAGACAUGGGCAUCAAGGGUGAUCGGGGGGAGAUCGGGCCACCCGGUCCCAGGGGAGAAGAUGGCCCUGAAGGCCCGAAGGGUCGUGGAGGUCCCAAUGGUGAUCCUGGUCCCCUGGGGCCCCCUGGGGAGAAGGGAAAACUCGGCGUCCCAGGGUUACCCGGGUACCCAGGGAGACAAGGACCGAAGGGCUCUAUUGGAUUCUCUGGAUUUCCUGGCGCCAAUGGAGAGAAGGGCGGCAGGGGGACCCCUGGAAAGCCGGGACCGCGGGGGCAGCGAGGCCCAACGGGUCCGAGGGGUGAAAGAGGCCCCCGGGGCAUCACUGGGAAGCCUGGCCCCAAGGGCAACUCUGGAGGCGACGGCCCAGCUGGCCCUCCUGGGGAGCGGGGACCCAAUGGACCCCAAGGACCGACAGGGUUUCCCGGACCCAAGGGCCCCCCUGGCCCUCCGGGCAAGGAUGGACUCCCAGGACACCCUGGACAGAGAGGCGAGACUGGUUUCCAAGGCAAGACUGGCCCUCCAGGCCCCCCAGGCGUGGUCGGCCCUCAGGGUCCCACGGGAGAAACGGGCCCAAUGGGUGAGCGUGGCCACCCUGGGCCCCCUGGACCCCCUGGUGAACAGGGGCUACCGGGCCUUGCUGGAAAAGAAGGGACGAAGGGUGACCCGGGCCCCGCAGGCCUCCCUGGGAAAGACGGCCCUCCAGGAUUACGUGGUUUCCCUGGGGACCGAGGGCUUCCUGGUCCAGUGGGAGCUCUGGGACUGAAAGGCAACGAAGGGCCGCCCGGCCCACCAGGCCCUGCGGGAUCUCCAGGGGAGAGAGGCCCAGCUGGCGCUGCUGGGCCCAUCGGAAUUCCAGGGAGGCCGGGGCCCCAGGGCCCCCCAGGGCCGGCAGGAGAGAAAGGGGCUCCCGGCGAGAAAGGCCCACAAGGCCCAGCUGGCCGAGACGGUCUCCAGGGUCCUGUGGGGCUCCCGGGUCCAGCUGGCCCCGUGGGUCCCCCUGGGGAAGAUGGAGAUAAGGGAGAGAUCGGGGAGCCGGGGCAGAAAGGAAGCAAGGGAGACAAAGGCGAGCAGGGUCCUCCCGGCCCUACCGGUCCUCAAGGCCCCAUCGGACAGCCGGGCCCCUCUGGAGCUGAUGGCGAGCCGGGGCCUCGGGGCCAGCAGGGUCUUUUCGGACAGAAAGGGGACGAAGGUCCCAGAGGCUUUCCUGGACCCCCUGGGCCAGUGGGGCUGCAGGGUUUGCCGGGACCUCCAGGCGAGAAGGGUGAGACAGGAGACGUGGGCCAGAUGGGCCCCCCAGGUCCCCCUGGCCCCCGAGGACCCUCCGGAGCUCCAGGUGCUGAUGGCCCACAAGGUCCCCCGGGCGGAAUAGGAAACCCUGGCGCAGUGGGAGAGAAGGGGGAGCCCGGUGAAGCAGGCGAGCCUGGCCUUCCAGGAGAAGGUGGCCCCCCGGGACCCAAAGGAGAAAGGGGAGAGAAGGGCGAGUCGGGCCCUUCGGGUGCUGCUGGACCCCCUGGACCCAAAGGCCCUCCCGGAGAUGACGGUCCCAAAGGCAGCCCUGGCCCAGUGGGUUUUCCUGGAGAUCCCGGUCCCCCUGGAGAGCCUGGCCCCGCGGGUCAAGAUGGUCCCCCUGGUGACAAAGGAGACGAUGGUGAACCCGGACAGACGGGAUCCCCCGGCCCUACUGGUGAACCAGGCCCAUCCGGGCCUCCAGGAAAAAGGGGUCCCCCAGGCCCUGCAGGCCCCGAAGGCAGACAGGGAGAGAAAGGAGCCAAGGGAGAAGCCGGCUUGGAAGGCCCUCCUGGGAAGACUGGCCCCAUUGGCCCCCAGGGGGCCCCUGGGAAGCCUGGUCCUGAUGGCCUUCGAGGGAUCCCUGGCCCUGUGGGUGAACAAGGUCUCCCAGGAUCCCCAGGCCCAGAUGGUCCCCCGGGCCCCAUGGGUCCCCCAGGACUUCCCGGCCUCAAAGGAGAUUCUGGUCCCAAAGGUGAAAAGGGUCACCCAGGCCUGAUCGGGCUCAUCGGUCCUCCGGGUGAACAGGGUGAGAAGGGCGACCGUGGUCUCCCCGGCCCCCAGGGCUCCUCCGGUCCUAAGGGAGAACAGGGUAUCACUGGUCCUUCUGGCCCGAUUGGACCUCCUGGGCCCCCUGGCCUGCCGGGUCCACCUGGUCCAAAAGGUGCUAAGGGCUCCUCAGGUCCAACCGGCCCAAAGGGUGAGGCAGGCCACCCAGGACCCCCAGGCCCCCCGGGCCCCCCGGGCGAGGUCAUCCAGCCCCUGCCGAUCCAGGCGUCCAGGACUCGGAGGAACAUCGACGCCAGCCAGCUGCUGGACGAUGGGAACGGCGAGAACUACGUGGACUACGCGGACGGCAUGGAAGAGAUCUUCGGCUCGCUCAACUCCCUGAAGCUGGAGAUCGAGCAGAUGAAGCGGCCCCUGGGCACGCAGCAGAACCCCGCCCGCACCUGCAAGGACCUGCAGCUCUGCCACCCUGACUUCCCAGAUGGUGAAUACUGGGUCGAUCCUAACCAAGGAUGCUCCAGGGAUUCCUUCAAGGUUUACUGCAACUUCACGGCUGGGGGCUCAACGUGCGUCUUCCCCGACAAGAAGUCCGAAGGGGUGAGUGGCUGUGUCCCUCGAUGGCUCCAGUGCGGCAUUUGUCACGUACAGGGCCAUGCUGAGGGCUUCAAGCGUUUCUUGUCUAGGCAGCUUUAAGACCAAAAGCCAGAAUGAAUCAGUUUCACAAGUUAAACUGUUCUUCUAGAAGUAUAUCUUCAACUGUUUUAAGACAUUUUUUAGCAAUAAAAUAGGUUUGUGCAGCCUGGGUCGGGGAAGGUUGGAGGGAUUUCCACCUGCCGCCCAGGGCCGGGACGUCACUCACCAGUGAAUAAAAGCUUUUCUCCAGUGACUCAGUGGUCCCACUGACCUGAGACCCCCAUUAAAACCCUUUGAAGGAAUUGGGGGUCAGGUAUAAUAACAUGACCUCAAGACAUCUUCCAGAAGCUGUGCUUUGCCCUAAUUCUCCUCCUGAGAGCUUUGUUUUAAAGUCUGUUUGGUAAAGAAUUCAGGAUGGGGAGCUAGGCUCUAAUUUGUUGAGAGAGAUUUCACGGCACGUCACUUAAAUACCCAGUUCUGUGGCCUUUCAGAGGCCGCGGCUCUGUGGCAGGAGUUUGUGUGCAUGUGGGGGGGUGCAUGUGGCGUGUGGAUGUGUAAUGUGUGAAUGGUGAGUGUCAC
Messenger RNA from Sapajus apella (tufted capuchin), 6110 nucleotides. It is a transcript of the gene COL5A1, whose product is annotated as collagen type V alpha 1 chain. NCBI's taxonomy places the organism in Eukaryota, Metazoa, Chordata, Mammalia, Primates, Cebidae. Gene Ontology annotation, molecular function: extracellular matrix structural constituent. The record is from RefSeq and is a predicted model, not a curated record.